AUGAGUUGUAACCAAACUAGUUCAAAAACACUUUCCAUUUAAAUUAUUUUGGAUCCAACCAGCCACAGUUUUUGAUGUUCAUUUUUAUAGAUUCACUUAUUAUUCUGAUUCUUUCAAAAAAUGUGCUGAUAAGGACAAAUUAAUAGAGUUACCAGGAUUGCAACCACUUAGUACAAUUGAUUUUCCUUCUUUUGUAUUUGAUGACUUGGAAAGUACCAAUUGGGAAGCUGAGUCUAUUAAAAAUCAAAUUGAAAUGUUGAAUAGUGAAGAAAACCUAAGAGUUCUUGUAAACACUUUUGAUGCUUUGGAAUUUGAUGCUUUAAAAAUCUUAAAACAUGUGACUAUGAUUGGAAUCGGGCCAUCUAUUCCUUCAGUUUUUCUUAAAGAUAAUAUUUUUCGAGCGGAUAUGAUUGAGAUUAGUUCAAAAAAUUAUAUGGGUUGGUUGAACUUAAAGGAUAAAGGAUCAGUUAUUUACAUAGCAUUUGGUAGUCACUCCGAAAUAUCAAGUCAAUUGCUGGAGGAGAUUGGUCAAGGGUUGCUAAAAUGUGGAAGACCAUUUUUGUGGGUGAUUAGAGAAGGGAAAGAUGGAUAUAAGAUAGAAGAACAAUUAAGUGGCAAAGACAAACUUGAAAUGCAAGGAAAGAUGGUAAGUUGGUGCUCACAAGUGGAAGUUCUCAAACACCCUUCUGUUGGUUGUUUUCUGACUCACUGUGGAUGGAAUUCGACAUUGGAGAGUAUAGCCUCUGGGUUACCUAUCGUCGCAUGUCCGAUCUGGAAUGAUCAAGUUUGUAAUACAAAGUUCAUUCAAGAUAUUUGGAAGAAUGGUGUUAUACUUAAUGUUAGUGAAGGUGGUGUUGUGGAAAGAUAUGAGUUCAGUAGAUGUAUCGAGAUCGUGAUGGGAGGCAGCAAAGAAGGGAAAGAAAUGAGAAGAAAUGCCAAGAAAUGGAGUGAUUUAGCUAAGGAAGCUAUGAAAUAAAAUGGUACAUCAAGUGUGAAUCUCCAGAAUUCUGCUAAUGAGAAUUUACUUGGUCAUAAUGAUUACUAAGUUAUUCAUCAAUAGAUGACUUGAAUAAAAUAGUCUGUAAUUAGUUGUAGCUUUUGUAAGAGCCUUUUCUCCAUUUCAGAAAAAUAAUGAUUUUUCUUAAAAUUAUUUAGAAUGAAAUAUUUUUCUUAGUUUUUGUUUCUGUA
Molecule: messenger RNA, 1188 nt
Organism: Solanum lycopersicum (tomato)
Lineage: Eukaryota; Viridiplantae; Streptophyta; Magnoliopsida; Solanales; Solanaceae
Source: RefSeq, a predicted model, not a curated record